AUGCCUUGGUGGGAUUCUCUGGAGAAGGCGGGGAACAUAUCUAAGUUGGCAAUUACUGCUCUAAAAAGUGCACAGCAAAAAAUUGAUGAAGUUCUCGAUAUAUCCGACGAAGUCCUAAGUCUGGACAAUACGUCAUCCUUACAUGGAAUUAAUAGUCGUCACAGUGAUAGCUCGAAAGAACUAGAUAAUGUUGAAACUAUUCAGGUAGCACAUGAAACCUUAACCGCUGGUGUGGAGACUUCUGAAUCGGAAUGCUACCUUGUAAAUGAUAGUUUGGAGAGCGUUUCCUGCCUUUCAGAUGACUUGACGAAGUCUUAUUCAUUUCCAUUUGAUCCUUCUAUGGAAAAGUCGACUUAUAACCACCAGUUGGAAGAUUUUACGUCAAAUCUGCAUGAUGAUGAACAGUUUCAAGUUAGGAAGUCUGAGGCGGCUGCUGCUGCUACUGAUAAGUCGCUUUUAAAUUCAAGUCAAGUAAUCAAUUCUCCGCUGCCGCCGCCUUCAAAUGUUGAUUCUACAAGUAUUGAAGUGUGUUCUCUUGUUGAUGAACCACAACAGAACUCACCUACUCUUGUUCAAGAUGAUUCCAGUGUAUCAUCACCAAUGACAUCUUCUCCAGAUGGCACUUCAGUAAAAUCAACAACACUGGAAGUUGACAGAAACAUGCAUUACGUGGAAAAGAGUAUUCUAUCAACUCAAAAAUCAUUAUCAGUUGAAGAGAUAAGAUUUGUACAGUGUACUUCACCUGUUGAAGAAGAAGAAGUACUCCCAUUGACUACUACCACUACUCAGCGAUCGAUUUGUUUAGAUGAAGAUAUUGAUACCAACACAACAGGAUCAGAUAUUGAAGUUAUUUCUUGUUCAACUUCGACAAAUGGUGGUGAAGUUCACGGUGCAAUUCCUUCCAAUAUAUCGAUGAUUAUGCGACAGCCGGUUAACGCAGCGAGUUCUGGCAGUACUGACAGCAGCAGUCUACAUCCAUUUUUAUCUCCAAAACAUUCCAUAAGAGGAUUUAGUGCUCCAGUUGGUUUGAGCAAGUACCCAAAUCGUCCUGAACAUCGUCGAUCAAUGAGCGUUUCUCAAAAUUUAUCUAUGGGUUUAAAAAACCACACCAUUGACGAUGACUUAACAUUCGCUUAUCAUCAUCUUGCCAAAAAAUUUUCCGAUGUGAAACAACUGUUGAAUGUUCGUGAAGCAAAAAUUAUGCAGCUUAGUCAUGAGAACAAUGUGUUACAGAAUUCGGUCAAUACACUACAAGAACAAUUGAAAAAUACCCUGAAUACACAAGGCUCUGGGUCAACAGAUGUAUCCACACUUACCUCAGAGUUUUCACAGCGUUUAGCAGAAACAGAAAGUCGACUACAAAUUGUAUGUCGUGAAAGAGAUCAAUUGAAACGAAAUGCAUUGUCAGUGAAACCAAAAGUUCCAGUGAUUACACGUGCUGUCGGUGAUGAUAAACCUUUUGUAGAUAAUAAUUUAAAGCGUCUCACGGAAUUGGAUCGUCUGAUUGUGGAGAAAAAUGAAGAGAUUGAAAAUCUGUUAAAAGAAGGCCAUAAAUUAGCAGCGGAUCAAUUGAAAGCGAACAAUUUAAUUAAAAAGUUACGUUCAGAACAGAAAGAAUAUAAGCAGACUGAAGCAUCACUAUUAAAGCAGGUAGACCAAUUGAAUGCUGAAGUCCAUCGAUUGCGUACUGAUCUGGAGAUUAAAGAAGAGGCAUUAGGCACUCAGUUUGCGAAUUGUACAAAACAAGCGAAAUUAAUCGAUAGUCAAGAUGAGCAGUUGGAAAUUCUCAAGAUUCAAAUUAGCAAGAAUGAGAUCAAACUGUCGGAUCAGGCACAGGAGUUGGAAAGUCUCACUAAUGAAAAUGUUGAAUUAAAAGAACGAUUGGAACAGAUUCAAAGUCAUGCCAAAGCAGAAAGUGGUUGUUUUGAAGAUUUAGAAAAGGCUAGACGAGAAUGUACAACACUCAGAGAGAAAUUGGAUAACGCGUCAAGAGAAGCAUACAUCUUUAAGCGUCAACAUGAAGAGCAGGCAGUGAAAUGGAGAGAAGAGAUCCAGUAUUAUCAAGACUUGUUAUCCGAUGCUCAAAUGAAAAUUGAAUCGUUGAAUGAAGUUACUACGAAUGCAGCUCAACCAAUCAUGAGGCAAUUGGAAAUACUCCAGUCAAAUUUAACCAAUCAAACAUUGGAAUGGGAAGCGAAAGAGCAACAAUUGAAACAGUCAAUAGCCGAGUAUAGAGAAUUGUAUGAAAAUGCUCAAUCGGUUGAAGAGACCUGGCGAAGUCAACUUCAGGCAGCAGAGGACAAUUUAAGCGUGCUAAAAUUAGAAAACAGUGAACUGAAACGCAAACAGACUGAACUAGAAAAGUCAAUUUUAACUGAACAAGAAAAAUCCCGUACCUAUUCACUUGAUUCGUAUGAAUUAAAGAAUCAACUGGCCAAUUGUCAAUCUGAAGUGAGUGAACUUCGUUCUUAUGUUAAAGAAUUGGAGGAAAACUUAAAGGCUGAACAGAAUCGAUGUCGAACAUUGUUGGAGGCGACAAUGAAUAGUAGUAAUUUAUCCGGAGAACAACAACAACAGCAACACCAUCAACACCAAGAAACGAAGACGGAUCCUAAAGAUGACAGUCAUACAAAUCAUAGGAAGAAUAUUCAGUUGAAUUCACAUCCUGAUGAUCGUAAGUCUUCAUCUAGUGAAGAAGUUCCGCCUAUGUAUAAUAAUGCAUCGAGAUUAUUCACACUUCCUAGUGAUAUGCGAAGUGAAGCGACCAAGGAAUAUGUUCAGUCUUACCUACAUUUACGUGAAGGGGAAUGUGUUCAUUUAAAACGUGAAAUAGAACAUUUACAAUCCAAACAAGAAAAAUUAUUACAGGAGAUUGCUAAACAAACAGGACUUGUUGAAAAAUAUGCUAAACUUGCCGGUGUUAAAUAUUCUAAAAAGUCUACUGGUGAACAUCGAAUAAAGUCGAUCUACUCCUCCGUUCCCUCUGCAUCCUCCACUUCUACUGUUUUGAUAAAUAAAAUUACUGAUGAUGAUGAUGACAAUGGCGAUGUCGAUGACGAUGAUGAUUUUAUUGAUAUCGAUGAGAAUAAGGAAUUACAACGCCGCUAUGAAACUCUAUUGGUACUAUGCGGUAAAUUAACUGAAGAGAAUAAUGAAUUGAAAUUGGAUCUGGCUGAUGUAAAAGAAAUGUAUAGAGCACAGAUUGACAUGCUUCUAAAGGGGCAAUAA
Molecule: messenger RNA, 3228 nt
Organism: Trichobilharzia regenti
Lineage: Eukaryota; Metazoa; Platyhelminthes; Trematoda; Strigeidida; Schistosomatidae
Source: the annotation of a GenBank genome assembly